Messenger RNA from Eutrema salsugineum, 2021 nucleotides. Its product is annotated as patellin-4. The transcript has 5 exons. Gene Ontology annotation, molecular function: lipid binding. The coding region runs from base 91 to 1776 and encodes 561 amino acids. The record is from RefSeq and is a predicted model, not a curated record. NCBI's taxonomy places the organism in Eukaryota, Viridiplantae, Streptophyta, Magnoliopsida, Brassicales, Brassicaceae.
UUCACAGCUCAUUUUGAAAACUCCUAAGAAAAAAAGAAAAAAAAUAUACAGGAGGAAGAGCAAGAAGGCAGAUACAGCCAAAAGACAAAUAUGACUGCUGAAGUGAAGGUUGAGGAGAAACAAGUGGAGUCAGAGGUUGUUAUUGCCUCUGCAGUUUCUCCAGUGGAGGAAGAGACAAGAGUGAAAGAUGUUGUGGAAGAAGAAGAAGUAAAACCUGUGGAAGAGAAAGAAACUGACGCUGAGGAAGAUGAGAGCAAGCCUAAGGGUGUGGAGAAGAGCUCUUCUUUCAAAGAAGAGAGUGAUUUCUUCUCUGAUUUGAAAGAAUCCGAGAAAAAGGCUCUGAGCGAUCUGAAAACAAAGCUUGAGGAAGCCAUUGUUGAAAGCACUCUUUUCAAGAAGAAGAAAGAGAUCCCUGUGAAGGUGGAGAAUAAGAAGAAGGAAGCAGAGGAAAAAGCUGAAGACGAGAAGAAGACUGAAGAAGCAAAAACCGAGACUAUUGAGGCUGUUGUUUCUGAGGCAAGCCCCAAAGAAGAAGCCAAGACUGAAGUUGCUAAAGCUGAGGCUGUUGUGGCAAAGGAAAUCCCCAAAGAAGAAGUGAAGAGUGAGGUUGUUGUUGUCAAAGAGGAAGACACUAAGGAAGAAGUGAAAGUUGAGAAUGUGGAAGAAGAGAAGAAAACCGAGGUUGAAGAAGCAAAAGCUGAGACUACCGAGGAGGAAGAAGAUGAGACAGUGGAUAAGGAUAUCAAGCUAUGGGGAGUGCCAUUGCUUCCAAGCAAAGGUUCUGAAGGAACUGAUGUGAUCCUCUUGAAGUUCUUGAGAGCAAGAGACUUCAAAGUCAAUGAAGCCUUUGAGAUGCUGAAGAAAACCCUUCAAUGGAGAAAGGACAACAACAUUGAUUCCAUCCUUGGAGAAGAUUUUGGUGAAGGUCUUGCCUCUGCAGCCUACAUGAACGGUGUGGAUCGUGAAUCUCGCCCAGUUUGUUACAAUGUCCAUAGUGUUUUUGGUAAUGAGGAGCUUUACCAGACAACAUUUGGGUCAGAGAAAAGCAGAGAUAAUUUACUGAGAUGGAGGUUUCAGUUGAUGGAGAAGGGAAUCCAAAAGCUUGACCUGAAACCAGGAGGUGUGACUUCUCUUCUCCAGAUCCAUGAACUCAAAAACUCUCCUGGACUUACAAGAAAAGAUCUUUGGGUUGCUAUCAAGGACGCAAUAGGAAAUUUGCAAGACAAUUAUCCAGAAUUUGUAUCCAAAAACAUAUUCAUAAAUGCUCCGUUCUGGUUCUACGCCGGCAAUGCUCUCCUAUCUCCAUUCUUAACACAACGAACCAAGAGCAAGUUUGUUGUGGCUCGUCCAGCUAAGGUCACAGAGACUCUUCUCAAGUACAUUCCAGCAGAGGAGAUACCGGUUCAGUAUGGUGGGUUCAAAAGAGAUGAUGAUACUGAUUUCUCAAACGAAGCUGUUUCUGAAGUUGUUGUUAAGCCUGGAUCAACUGAAACCAUUGAAAUCCAAGCUCUUGAGACUCAAGGUACAAUCGUUUGGGACAUUGCUGUUUUGGGAUGGGAAGUGAGUUACAAGGAAGAGUUUGUGCCAACAGAAAAAGGAGCUUACACCAUAAUUAUCCAAAAGGGGAAGAAAAUCGGAUCAAAUGAAGGACCGAUGAGGAACAGUUUCAAGAACAGUGAGUCUGGUAAGAUUGUUCUUACUGUUGACAAUGUCUCCAGCAAGAAGAAGAAGAGAGUUCUGUACAGGUUCAAGACCAAGACGGAAUCCUCUUCGUGAAGUGGCUUUUUCAGCAAUGACCUAAAGCAGUCUCUGGAUAUAAUAUUCUUUUUUCUACCAUCACAAUUUGCUGUUAUUAUUAUUCUUGAGUGAUACGUUUACCUCUGUGAGAGAGACGCACUGCCAUUGUUUCAUUGAAAUUCAAUCUUUUGCUAGUUGUUAUGAGAUUUUUUUUCUCUUCCAGUUUCUAUUUGAUUUAUUUAUUUUUGGAUUGAAGUUGUACGAAUAAAUAAAAUAUGUUGAAG